CCCAUCGAGUAUAAUUUUACUGAGAAGAAUCAGUGUUGAAGAAUCCUGUUGACCUUAUAAAAGCUUAAACUUAUAUUUUAACAGGUUUUACUCAAUUCUUACUCACGUUACUUUAACUACAUGGAUAUAAACAGGCGCUCGUUUUAAUUCCUGGCUUUUGCUGAUUAUUGCCUGAAGGGUUUGCUUGCUUGUCUCAUCCCACCAAUCAACUUACGGCAAGGUUUCAUAUACGGUAUAUGUGAAUAUGGAAAAUCGAGAUGCCCCGGAAACGCGUCGAGAAAGUGCACCACAUCCACAACCCUUCCCCCAGGCCAUGUUGCCUGGGUACGAAUACGAAAGACGCUUAAUUUCAUUGCAAGACAAGUUGGAAACUGCGAAAAACCAUCGGACGUACUUGUCCGCUAUUUGGCAGCACGAUGCGGAGCAGAACCCGCAAAGUGUGGACACCCGUGUGAGACAUCGUAAAACGACGGAACCGUCGCAUUGGUAUUUACAACCAGAUGUCGCUCCCGCGAGAAGAGAAACGGCAGGUCCGGUGAUGGUUAUGAGACCGAUGACGGUGCCAGUGUUUCAGGAACCGCAACCGCAGGUUGUGGUUCCAUUGGCACCACCUGUUCCUGUGCAAAGGUAUGCCCCUGUGGCGUCCUGGGUGGACCAGAGACAGUUCACUGUACCGAGUGCAGCAUAUCCAGAGCACUUCAGGCCACCUGUUUUGCCUCCGCCAUACAUGGGUCCAAGGGAUUACGUAGAGAAUCAGGCUGUCAUGCAAAGUGAAGCGAGUAAUAAUCUUACUUUCCAUCAGCCUCAGACGUGGAAUCCUCAACAACAAUAUGAGUUGAGAGCCCCUGGUGUAUCCAAGCUGUCAUUGAGGAAUCAAAGUCAACAUUACCAAGUGGAAAGAGGUUCUGACAGUUCCAGACAACAAGAGUUGCCAAAGAGGACAUAUCACAUGCCAUUCCCAAACAGCUAUCAGCGUUUGUCCAAUGGUUGGCCACCUGCUGUUUCCAACAACAUGAGCCAGAGCAGUCAUCAGCAGCCUCAUCAGGUGCACAGGAUCAUGACUCCCUGUCAAGCAGCACCAGAGCAAAUGCCAUCAUAUUACAGACAAAGUCAACCAUUGGAAACACCAGCACCACCAUCAUACCACAGACCAAGUCCACCCUCAAUGGAGACAUCGCCACCAAUAUAUCAUAGACAAAUUCCAUCCUUGGAGACACUAGACAAGGGUUCACUAUUGGCAAGGUACUCUAUGCCACCUGCACCCAUCCCCAUGCAAGCCCAUGUGGGUACAACAAGGACAGUGCAAAACACCCCUGUGCACAUUUAUUCCACAGCACCAUCAGCAGAACCCCAAUCUCAAGCAGUGACACACCAUGAGUAUCCCCAAGAAACCCACCCACAAACUACUGCAUCUGAAAAAGAACAACCUGCUGAUGUGAAACCACCUGAAAACACAGGUUUCUUGAGAAGAAUUUUUGGAGGUGCAGAUGAAGCUGAUUUCAACACUUUGAAUAGUGUGAGACUACAGGUUGGGAUGUGCUCUGGAUGCUUGGUUUUAUUGCACAAGUGUGAAGAAACAGAGCGGAUGCUGGUUGCCCAAUGUGCUCAUUUGUCUACCAUGGAUGAGGAAAUGAAUGAGGAUUCUGAACUGAGAACAAAAGGUGGAAAUGAUCCAUCUGUUGAGUCAAGUGAGGAUCUUGAUGACUCAUCAUCAAUGGAGGAAUCAAGCAGUACCGUGACUAACCGAGAAGGGGAAAUCCCGGGAGUUGGUCUCCUCACCGGAGGCAACCUAGCCCCGCGGGAAGGCAUGAGCAGUUCCGUCCCGGACCUGAACGAAGCCGCGAUGGCACUGAUCACCGGAAACCCAAGCGGAAAUACGAGCAAUAACAUCGCAGGAUUGGCUCCCGGAGACGAAGCUGCUCCGGAAAACGAAAGCGACGUUCUCCCACUUCCUGUGACUGACAUCGAAACGAGGGUCUUACAAUCCCAAGUCGAAGCUACGCAUCCUAUCGCACCGGUGCUGGAGAAGCCAGGAAUGACGCGCUCAUCUAAGCCUCAUCAUCAUAACAAACGUCAGAAUAAAAAACACCGUUCGUCUUCGAAUAGAUCCAACAGAAGAUCCGGAAGUCGCAACAGUCGCAAGAAGAGCAGUAAGCAUUCAGCCAGUUAUUUAGCCGUGCCACCGAUCAAGUCCGAGUACGAUCAGAUCCUCGAGCGAAGCAAUCAACUACCGGAAGAGGUUUUCAAUCCCUGUCGCGGGCAUCAGUUUGGGUUCAUGGACGAGCUCCAGUCUGGCUUAUCUGAAAUGGUUCCUUUUGUUCCGGACCCUAAACGAACCGAUACUUCGGGAUGCGAUGAGGCGUUUUCGGAAGGGGACACGACAACUGAAUUGAGUGCGCGACCGAGCAAGCUGAAGAAACGGAAGCACUCUCGCAAAAGUUAAACGCCAAUGCACAUUCUCUGGCACCGAUUCUUUGUUGAACAAUACACCGAACUGAAGCACAUAGCCUCCAUAAAAAUUAUCCGCGAUAUCGAUAAGCAGUUUACCUCUACACGUACUUGGACGAAUAACUUAUUCGCAGAUUCUGCUCGACUCUUCGUAGCUCAUGCCUCAAGUUUCACUUACGGAGCGAGUCACAAAACCGACAAAUCUGGGCGGCUCAUUUGAACGAGUCGCAGUGCCACUGAAUUAUCUGUUCUCAACUGCUGCUCCUUUUGAGCUACACACUGAUUUUAUAUAAAAUGAUACAAGCGGCAUCUGUGUGAUCAUGAGACA
Molecule: messenger RNA, 2776 nt
Organism: Notodromas monacha
Lineage: Eukaryota; Metazoa; Arthropoda; Ostracoda; Podocopida; Cyprididae
Source: the annotation of a GenBank genome assembly